GCGUCUCGCAGCGCGGGCGCGCGCGGAGCCGGCGCUGGGCGGCCAGGCGCCUCGUUGGCGCGCACGCGCCUGAGCGCGCGCCCGGAGGGGCGGGCCGGGACUCGCCGCUCGCACGCCCUUGGGCCGGGGCCGGGCGCCCGCUCUCCGUUCCGCCGCCGACGCGCGCCGUCAGUCGAGCCGGUGUAUGUGCGGCAAUAACAUGUCUGCCCCGCUUCCCGCCAUCGUGCCCGCCGCCCGGAAAGCCACCGCUGCGGUGAUUUUCCUUCACGGCUUGGGAGAUACAGGGCAUGGAUGGGCAGAAGCCUUCGCGGGUAUCAGAAGUUCACAUAUCAAAUAUAUCUGCCCGCAUGCACCAGUUAUGCCUGUAACAUUGAAUAUGAACAUGGCUAUGCCUUCCUGGUUCGAUAUUAUUGGGCUUUCACCAGAAUCACAGGAGGAUGAACCUGGAAUUAAACAGGCAGCAGAAAAUGUAAAAGCUUUGAUAGAGCAAGAGAUGAAGAAUGGCAUUCCUUCUAACAGAAUUAUUUUGGGAGGAUUUUCUCAGGGAGGAGCUUUAUCUUUAUACACUGCUCUUACCACACAGCAGAAACUGGCAGGAGUCACUGCCCUCAGUUGCUGGCUUCCACUACGGGCUUCAUUUCCACAGGGUCCUAUCAGUGGCGUUAAUAGAGAUAUUGCUAUUCUUCAGUGCCAUGGAGAUUGCGACCCUUUAGUUCCCCUAAUGAUUGCUUCUCUUACUUCUGAAAAGCUAAAAAUGUUAGUAAACCCAGCCAAUGUAACCUUCAAAACCUACCAAGGCAUGAUGCACAGCUCAUGUCAGCAGGAAAUGAUGGAUAUCAAGCAAUUCAUUGAUAAACUUCUACCUCCAAUUGAUUGACGUCACUAAGAGGCCUUGUGUCGAAGUACACACCAGCAUCGUUGUAGUAGUGUAGAAACCUUUUCCCGUGCCCAAUCUUGAAACUUCGGAAGUUUGCAGUGUUAAAAUGUUUUGCAAAUACGCACCGAUAACACAGACUACGUAAUAAUAUCUCCUUGUGGGAAAUAAUGGUCUUUUAAGUUUCUAUACGUGUAUUUGUAUGAUUCAGAAUAUACUAGUAUUAAAAUAGGUGAAGCAGCUGACUUUUUCCCAAAUGUAAUUCAGCAAAAUAAUAAAAUACUGUAACCAGAUUUUUUAUUACAUCAUUUGAAAAUUAUCAGUAUGCUUAAUGAGAAUUUGUUCAGGUAUAAAGGAACAGUUAGGAUAUGAAUUAUUUGUGCAUCUUGUGACUUAGUCUACAGACUUACUCCAAAAUGUAGACACCAUGCAUUAUCUGUAUUUUUAUAUAUGUGUUCCUUACAUACUUAAUGAUUGCACUACAUAAUGAGAGUGAGGUGUUACUGCAUUAUUCCCAGUAACGGGAGUAAUGCUUCUAAGUGUCAGUAAAGAGUAAUAUUGCUCUCUCCAGUUAAUGGCCCUUUUAUUUUGGGGACCAGGCUUUACUUUCCCUGAUAUCAUUUCUAUUUAAGGUUUUUUUUCCUCUCCAGAAAGGUGUUUUCUUUUUUAUCCUUCAUAAAAGACCAAAUAUUGGCUCCUUGCUGUAGACCUCUCCUGCCAAUACAUGCUGUAAUUUGACAUUCUGGAUCACAGAUUUGAUGGUAUUUUAAAUGUAUUUACACUUACAUAAAGACACCUGGCAUCACUUUAAACUUCCUACACUACUUACUUCUUAAACUAUACCUUACUUAGUCCAAAGUUAGACCGAUAUAGUUAUUAGAAUCUUCAGUCUAGAUAAUUGGAAUAAUUCUGUGGUUGUAUUUUUCUGUAAUUAAUGGAAGGGUAAUUACGUCAUAUUCUAGUAUGUUCUCGAAUAUUUAAGACAGAUUUUAAAAACUGUAAUUUCUAAGAUGAUUUGCUCUAAGAUGAUUCUCUUCGUAGCAUAGUUUUAGUUUGUUUUGUACAUAUGUUUGAAACCAACUACUGUAGGAAAUGAACAAUCCAUUAGAAAAAUUUGCUUUAUUUUUAUCUGCCAAUGGACUUAUUUGAAGACUUCACUGUAGUCAGAUUUUUUUAUUUGAUUUUACAUAGUUGAAUUUUUCAGAUUAUUGGUAAAAAUUAUUUGAAAACAUGUAUGGGUGACAACAAUGAAUCACAACUCAAUACAUAUGGUGUAGUUACCACAGUUUAAUAUGUAGCAAAAAUGUACACUUGAUAUUUCUGAUCUGUUGUUAAUUUUUCUGCUGUAUUCCAACUGACUAAAACAGUGUUAGGGAUGCAUCUUUAUAAUUGGGUGCUAAUUGAUAAUGGAAAUAAUUUAGUAAUGGAUUGUACAGAAUGUUAAUAAUGAAGCCAUAUGUUUAUGUCUGGAUUUAAAAUUUUUAAACAAUCAUUUACUAAGUCAUUUUGCUUUACCUUGAAGAAUAUAAAUUGUUGUUUCAGUUAUAUAAAUCAACAAGAUCUAAUUUAUGGCAAGAAAUAUUCUGUUGAAAUGUGCUGUUAUGUGGGACGAUGUAAAUCUUUUUCAUGGUUUCUACCAAUGUGAAAUAAAAUUUAAUUCUGA
Messenger RNA from Leopardus geoffroyi (Geoffroy's cat), 2537 nucleotides. It is a transcript of the gene LYPLA1, whose product is annotated as lysophospholipase 1. Gene Ontology annotation, cellular component: cytoplasm. The transcript is spliced from 9 exons. Bases 185 to 877 code for a protein of 230 amino acids. Gene Ontology annotation, biological process: protein depalmitoylation. Gene Ontology annotation, molecular function: carboxylic ester hydrolase activity; palmitoyl-(protein) hydrolase activity. The record is from RefSeq and is a predicted model, not a curated record. NCBI's taxonomy places the organism in Eukaryota, Metazoa, Chordata, Mammalia, Carnivora, Felidae.